AUAGGAAACCAGCUCAACAUCAAACAUGGCUGCUUUCGGCGUGAAACAAGUUUUGUCACUGUCUAUUUUGUUGAUUUUCAUCGUUGAAACAUUAGGAGGGAGGGAUUUUUAUAAGAUCCUUGGGGUCUCAAAAAGUGCAACAACUAACCAGAUAAAGAAAGCCUACAGAAAAAUGGCUAAAGAACUACAUCCUGAUAAAAGACAAGACGAUGAUGAAGAAGCUAAUGAACAAUUCCAGGACCUUGGGGCUGCUUAUGAGGUUUUAUCUGAUACAGAAAAGAGAAAGAUUUAUGACAAGCACGGAGAAGAAGGCUUGAAAAAAGGAGAUAUGAGUGGUGAUCCUUUCUCUAGUUUUUUCGGUGGUUUUGAUUUUGGUUUUGGAUUUGGAGGUCAGGAAAAAGAUAGAGAGAUUCCGAAAGGUGGAGAUGUUACUAUGAACCUAGAUGUCACUUUAGAAGAAUUAUACAAUGGAAAUUUUAUUGAGAUUAUAAGGUAUAAACCAGUAGCCAAACCAGCCAAGGGAACCAGAAAAUGUAAUUGUAGAACAGAAAUGGUAACCCAGUCUUUAGGUCCUGGCAGGUUCCAGAUGACACAACAGCAAGUCUGUGAUGACUGUCCUAAUGUCAAAAUGGUGCCAGAAGAAAAAGUAUUAGAGGUUGAAAUAGAACCUGGAAUGAGAGACGGACAAGAGUACCCCUUUGUAGCUGAAGGUGAGCCACAUAUAGACGGUGAACCUGGAGAUUUAAGAUUUAAAAUCAGACAAAUAAAACAUAGACAAUUUGAGAGAAGGGGUGAUGACUUGUUUACAAAUGUAACUGUAUCACUAUCUGAUGCCCUGACAGGUUUUGAAAUGGAAAUAAAACAUUUAGAUAAUCAUAUGGUAAAUAUAAAGAGAGACAAAAUAACAUGGCCAGGAGCCAGGAUGAGAAAAUCACACGAGGGGAUGCCUAAUUAUGAAAAUAACAACGUAAAAGGAUCCUUAUUUGUUACUUUUGAUAUUGAUUUCCCUAAGGGAACACUUAAUGAUGAACAAAUUGAAGGUAUCAAAAAGAUAUUAAACCAAGACACAGUUAAGACAGUUUAUAAUGGAUUACAGAUGGACCAUUUCUCGUGAUGAAUGAUAUCAUUAGGACGUGCUGUGUAAGGGAUGUAUAACUGAUUCUUUUGGGAGUAUGGAUGAGAGCUUGAUAAAAUACCAUUUUCAUAUUGCUGGAUUUUACCAUGACUGACAUUAAUUUUGUGCCAGUUGACCUGAUUAUAUAUGAAAGAUGGACACUUCUGGUCUUGAAGGUCAAAUGUUUUGUUUUUUUUUUUACAAUUAAAAAUAUGGGGAAAUGUUUUAUUUCUUGCUAUGUUGGACAAAUUUGAAAUUCAUAGAAAAAACAUUGGAAAAUUUAGGUGUCUGAAAUGGAAUAUAAGAUUUUGUAAAUUUUAAGUUGUACAGUAGUUCUAUUUUUCAUAUAUGGAGAUUUUCUUAAUUUCUUACAUUUUGUAUCAAAAUACAUGUACAGUUGAUUUUCCUUCAAACUUGAACUUAAGAUUGAGCAUUAUUGAGCCAGAGUCAGGAAUGUGUGGUAGAUUUAUUAAGUUUUGGUUAUUAUCAAGCUUAUGAGUGCAUGGUACUUUGUUUUUAUAAAGAAAUCUCUUCUUUGACAUGG
This is a messenger RNA of Mytilus californianus (California mussel), 1658 nucleotides long. RefSeq names its product dnaJ homolog shv-like. Gene Ontology annotation, molecular function: misfolded protein binding. NCBI's taxonomy places the organism in Eukaryota, Metazoa, Mollusca, Bivalvia, Mytilida, Mytilidae. The record is from RefSeq and is a predicted model, not a curated record. The transcript is spliced from 10 exons. Gene Ontology annotation, cellular component: endoplasmic reticulum. Bases 26 to 1114 code for a protein of 362 amino acids. Gene Ontology annotation, biological process: protein folding; protein maturation.